Molecule: messenger RNA, 2149 nt
Organism: Drosophila mauritiana
Lineage: Eukaryota; Metazoa; Arthropoda; Insecta; Diptera; Drosophilidae
Product: RYamide receptor
Exons: 8
Coding region: 572-2137 (521 amino acids)
Biological process (GO): neuropeptide signaling pathway
Cellular component (GO): membrane
Molecular function (GO): neuropeptide Y receptor activity
Source: RefSeq, a predicted model, not a curated record
AGGAGUACGAGGAGCUGCCUUUCGGGCUCGUGCCCGUGUUUCGUGGCCGGUUGAUCAGUCAGUCCGGAUGAAAAAUCCGGCUGCACAUUCAGUUCGCUUUCUGUGCCCGCGCGAGUCGCAUCGUUGGUGGGCGUGUUCCUUCACUUUUUGUCGGUCGUCUCCGUCUGGUUAGCGAAUUGCGUAUUCUAACUUAUAAGCCCAUUAAAAACACUCAGUCCAUACAAUUUAGAGAGUGGUCAUAAGCAGCGAAAACACAAUCAGUAAACAAUAAACAAUUAAUGAAUUGCGACUUUAAUCACGUGUCCAACAGUGCGUAUACGCAAUACGGAAAGUGAGUGAUUGCAAGUGAAAUUGUCGGCCAUUGUUUCAGGUCAUUACAUCUGGCAUUGGCAUUGACAUUGGCAGUCUCGACGACUUGCAAUCCCCUCGAGGGUAGCACCAGUCCAAUCCCAGUGCCUCGCUGCACCAGGUUGGCUGCCAGCAGUCGAGUUUGAAGAGCCGGGAUUUUCGCCCAGAAUGCUGAACAAAGUUUUAACUUAAGAGUUUGCUCUUCUCCCAUUGACGCGCUUGAAUGGAGCUCCACAAUAGCCAUCGGUUGCCUGGUGGCAGCGAGAAGAUGUACUACAUAGCUCCCCAGCAGGCGCUGCUGCGGAACGAGAAUGAUGACUACCAGGAGGGGUCCCUCGUACUGCCGGACCCCGCAUCACUACUUUACAAUACCACCGCACUGCCAGCGGGCGAUGAAGGGUCCAGCUAUGGAUAUGGCUCCACCACGACGCUCAGUGGCCUCCAGUUGGAGACCUAUAAUAUCACUGUGCUGAUGAACUUUAGCUGUGACGACUAUGACCUUCUAUCGGAGGACCUGUGGUCCAGUGACUACUUUAAGGGCAUCGUCUACAUGCUCUACAUUCCCAUCUUUAUCUUCGCCCUGAUCGGCAACGGAACAGUCUGCUAUAUAGUCAUUUCCACACCUCGCAUGCGCACGGUCACCAAUUACUUUAUAGCCAGCUUGGCCAUCGGCGACGUCCUGAUGUCCUUCUUCUGCGUUCCGUCGUCCUUCAUCUCGCUGUUCAUCCUGAACUACUGGCCGUUUGGCCUGGCGCUCUGCCACUUUGUGAACUACUCGCAGGCGGUCUCAGUUCUGGUCAGCGCCUAUACUUUGGUGGCCAUCAGCAUCGACCGCUACAUAGCCAUCAUGUGGCCACUAAAGCCACGCAUCACAAAACGCUAUGCCACCUACAUCAUCGGGGGCGUUUGGUUUAUUGCACUUGCCACCGCACUUCCCAUACCCAUCGUCUCUGGACUCGACAUCCCCAUGACGCCGUGGCACGAGAAAUGCGAGAAAUACGUUUGUCGCGAGAUGUGGCCGUCGCGGACGCAGGAGUACUACUACACCCUGUCCCUGUUCGCGCUGCAGUUCGUCGUGCCGCUGGGCGUGCUCAUCUUCACCUACACCCGGAUCGCCAUCCGCGUCUGGGCGAAACGACCGCCAGGCGAGGCGGAAACCAACCGCGACCAGCGGAUGGCACGCUCCAAACGGAAGAUGGUCAAGAUGAUGCUGACGGUUGUGGUUGUGUUUACCAGCUGCUGGCUGCCCUUUAAUAUUUUGCAGCUAUUGCUGAACGACGAGGAGUUCGUCCACUGGGAUGCUCUGCCGUAUGUGUGGUUUGCGUUCCACUGGCUGGCCAUGUCGCACUGCUGCUACAACCCAAUCAUCUACUGCUACAUGAACGCCCGUUUCAGGAGCGGAUUCGUCCAGCUGAUGCACCGUAUGCCGGGCCUGCGUCGCUGCUGCUGCCUGAAUCGUUUUCUGCGGAGCGGCGCCGAUCGCAUGAACGCAACUUCCGGUGAGAUGACCACGAAGUACCAUCGCCAAGUCGGCGAUGCCCUACUCCGGAAACCCAAAAUAAGCAUUAGGAACGGGUCCAGCACUUCCCCUCAAUCGAAUGAACACAUCCACCACGUACAUCAGCGCUCGUCGAAAGCCACGAGCGAGAUCUUUGCGAGCGAACCCAUUAUCGUGCGUCGAGACGUCACCACUGCGGUAGCUGCCAUAUCAAAAAAUAAAACUGAUUCACCGGUGCGGCGAUCGGGGAGCUCAGGUGGAACAGAAGCAAACAGAAGCACCGAGUUUUAAGUGCGAAUCAAC